GCAGUCGCUGUAUACUUGCGUAGCGGAACAGCACUGUACAGUUUGCCGAUUAGUGCGGCAGUCCUAACCACGUGAUUGUGGAGUCGAAGCUGGCUUCCCGUACUACAUAACAUAGAGUGUCAAAGACGGUGGUCAAGAGCAGGAAACAUGGCAGGAGACUUUGUGCCCGGCCGGCCCCUGCGCAAUUUGGCAAUGGCCGUGGCCGGUGUGUUCGGCUAUGCGGUGUUACUGGUGAUCCAGUACUACGUGCUGGCGCACAUGACAACCAAGUACUGGUUGCGCAAGUGGCGCCACCGUAUUGAGCACGCGGCAAUCAAUGCAGCCACGGGCUAUGCCUCCGUGGUGGUCAUCAAGGAGCGGACGCACGAGCUCGCCGACAAGCCCCGACACGUGGGCCUGUUGUUUCUCGAAGAGAAGAUCGACCUCGAGGUUGUGGCCAAGGUCAUACUUUGGUGCCUGGCGCUGGGAGUCGAGUCAGCAUCUGCCUACGAUAUUAACGGAACCCUGCUGAACAAGUUGGACACUCUCAAGGAAAUCAUGAAGAACACGCUCGUAGACGCUCGCUACAAGAAAAGCGCCGUCGAGUUCGUCGUGGCCAGACCUGAAGGCGAGGAGGACGAGUGCACCCAAGGCGGCGAGGAAGAGUUCACGGGCCUUCCCGUGUACGUGGUGACGCCGGUCGACGGCAAAGGCGGCCUCGUCGCGGCUUUCAGGAAGAUUUGCGACGACUGCAAGCUAGGCAUCAUCGACGAAAAGGACAUCACGCAGGAGAUGCUAGAUAAAUACAUCAAAGCCGAGUACAGGGGAAUGCCGGAGCCGCAGCUUGCCAUGCGCUUUGGAGGAUGGGGCUCCGUUCUGGGCUAUCCGGCUUGGCACAUAAACUACAGCGAAAUACUGGACCUGGGUAGCCACAGGAACGUGCUACUGUCCGAGUUCAUCGAGGCCCUGGAAAAGUACAACAAAAUAGAGAAGCGUUUUGGCAAGUAAA
Rhipicephalus sanguineus (brown dog tick) is the source of this 988-nucleotide messenger RNA. Its product is annotated as dehydrodolichyl diphosphate synthase complex subunit nus1-like. The coding region runs from base 148 to 987 and encodes 279 amino acids. Gene Ontology annotation, cellular component: endoplasmic reticulum membrane; dehydrodolichyl diphosphate synthase complex. Gene Ontology annotation, molecular function: ditrans,polycis-polyprenyl diphosphate synthase [(2E,6E)-farnesyl diphosphate specific] activity. NCBI's taxonomy places the organism in Eukaryota, Metazoa, Arthropoda, Arachnida, Ixodida, Ixodidae. The record is from RefSeq and is a predicted model, not a curated record. The transcript has 6 exons.